Messenger RNA from Lobosporangium transversale, 992 nucleotides. Its product is annotated as phosphatase phospho-type. Bases 135 to 878 code for a protein of 247 amino acids. The record is from RefSeq and is a predicted model, not a curated record. Gene Ontology annotation, molecular function: phosphatase activity. NCBI's taxonomy places the organism in Eukaryota, Fungi, Mortierellomycota, Mortierellomycetes, Mortierellales, Mortierellaceae. The transcript is spliced from 5 exons.
CUCUCCUUUUCUUGUUAUUUCUUCUCCUCUCUCUUUCUCUUCGUCUUUCUCUUUUUCCCUGCUCAUAACCGCUCCUACUAUCACCCACCCACUCUCUUUUUCAUUUCCUCAGUCGUUCAUCAUCUCACCUAAACAUGCCUACUUCAAUUAUCUCCAAGCGUUUAGUAGUCUUUGAUUUCGACUGGACUCUUAUCGAAACAGACUCAGAUUACUGGAUAGCUGAGCAUUUCGGUCAAGAGUUUGCUCAGCAACAGCAAGACUUAUUUGAUAAAGUCCAAUGGACAGAUCUACAGGAUUUGCUGUUAGGACAGAUGCACCAACGUGGUGUUACUAGACAAGAUCUUGAAAAGUCUCUGAAAGAAAUCCCUUUUGCUCCAGAGAUGAUUGCUGCAUUGCGCUUGAUGAAGUCACAAGGUGCCGAACUCUGUAUCAUCUCUGACGCGAAUACGUUUUACAUCGAUACCAUUUUGAAGGUUCAUGACCUCGAUCAGCUCUUCACGAAAGUAAUCACCAAUCCUGGACACUUUGACAAGGAUGGUCGUCUUCGAAUCAAACGUUAUCAUGACAUUGAUCAGGAACCUCAUGGAUGCUCCUUCCCUUGUCAUGUCAACCUGUGUAAAGGCAGAGAACUUCAAAAAUUAAUGGAUGCUCAAGAAUGGGACCAAGUGAUCUACAUGGGUGACUCAACCAAUGAUUUCUGUCCUUCAGCACGCCUUUUGAAGGAGCGUGGAGACAUUGUCUUAGCACGCGCCAAUUUAUUGCUGGAGAAAAAUAUCAAGGAACACCCAGAGUUAGUCAAAGCAAAGGUCAUUUAUUGGGAAUCACCUCAGCAUGCUUUUGAAAUCAUCAAGUCGAUUUUCAACGUUUCUAACGUAUAAUGCUAUAAUAUAUAAUACCAUUGCAUUUUUUUUUAUAUCAUUCUCUGUAAUCAUUUUACAUAAAGUGUUUUUUAUACCAUUUCUAUUUCUUCAUUAUAUAUAUAAAAAAACCGG